AUGAAUUGGAAGCUGCUAAGACACAAAAUCAAGAAACAAACAUUCUCUCGUGAACACGUUAAACUUCAAAGGCAUCUCGGAGACAGACUCCUAGACAUUCCUUGUAAAGUGUGUGGAGACCGGAGUUCCGGAAAACAUUACGGAAUAUACAGUUGUGACGGAUGUUCGGGUUUUUUCAAGCGAAGCAUUCACAGAAAUCGCGUUUACACCUGCAAGGCAACUGGAGAUAUGAAAGGACGAUGUCCUGUCGAUAAAACUCAUCGCAACCAGUGCAGAGCUUGUCGCCUUUCCAAGUGUUUCCAAGCCAGCAUGAACAAAGACGCUGUCCAACACGAGCGAGGCCCCCGCAAACCCAAAUUGCAAGUAUCGUCAAACCAACAAAUGCAACCGUCGCCCGUAGGACACAGUUUGCAACAACACAUGACAGUGGGCGACAAGUUGCCCACAAGCUCGUCAUCCUUGCAUUUCACUCCGGGCAUUUUCGGAGCACCUCGUCCACUCAAAGCUCUAACCUUACCACCACCGCCAGUCCCCAGUCCAACACAUAUCGACGCUUUACCGCCCUCAAUGUUUCACCCUCCAACGUUACCGCCACCACCUGGACUCUUACACAUCCUCAUGUCGGCUGAAAAGUGCCAGGAACUUGUUUGGGGUACGAAACUGUCCCAGAUGGAAUCACCCUCUUCAAGCGAAACCAACUCCGGAAUCAACAUCAGUCCGGGAAUUCCGGUUGCCCAGCCGCCUCCGAUUCCGCCGCUGCCGCUCACUCCGACUUGGGAGAUGUUGCAGCUGCUGUCGCAGUUGGUUGAAUUUCGACCAUCCCACACUGACGGAUCCGCCUACUUUCAGUUUUACAUAUUUCAGGAAACUACUGCUCGGCUUUUGUUUAUGGCAGUUCGAUGGGUGCGAUGUCUGGCUCCCUUUCAGACGUUGAGUAAACACGACCAGCUUUUGCUGCUGCAGGAAUCGUGGAAAGAACUUUUUUUGCUGCAUUUAGCCCAAUGGUCAGUCCCAUGGGACCUUUCGGCUUUGUUGGGCUGUCCACAAGCUAGGGAGCGCUUGCCGGCUGAUAUUCACACAGCUACAGAAAUUAAAACCAUACAGGAAAUUAUGUGCCGUUUUCGUCAAAUCUCACCUGAUGGUAGCGAAUGUGGGUGCAUGAAAGCUAUAAUUUUAUUCACGCCUGAGACAGCAGGUUUGUGUGAUGUUCAACCGGUUGAAAUGUUGCAAGAUCAAGCUCAGUGCAUUUUGGGAGAUUAUGUUCGCACUAGAUAUCCCAGACAACCGACGAGAUUUGGACGACUGCUCCUUCUUGUACCCAGUUUGAGAGCUAUUCGAUCACUUACAGUCGAAUUGUUGUUUUUCAAGGAAACUAUAGGCGAGAUUCCUAUAACACAGUUGUUAGGAGAUAUGUAUUAUAUGGAAAAGUGUACUAGUGGCCCACCUUAAAUGUUGUUUUCAUGUGCUAAAAUAUAUCACU
Tribolium madens (black flour beetle) is the source of this 1480-nucleotide messenger RNA. RefSeq names its product protein dissatisfaction (gene dsf). Lineage: Eukaryota; Metazoa; Arthropoda; Insecta; Coleoptera; Tenebrionidae. The transcript has 8 exons. Gene Ontology annotation, molecular function: RNA polymerase II cis-regulatory region sequence-specific DNA binding; nuclear receptor activity; zinc ion binding. Gene Ontology annotation, biological process: regulation of transcription by RNA polymerase II; anatomical structure development; cell differentiation. The record is from RefSeq and is a predicted model, not a curated record. Bases 1 to 1449 code for a protein of 482 amino acids.